This is a messenger RNA of Dreissena polymorpha, 3389 nucleotides long. RefSeq lists its product as uncharacterized. The record is from RefSeq and is a predicted model, not a curated record. The transcript has 8 exons. Bases 302 to 928 code for a protein of 208 amino acids. NCBI's taxonomy places the organism in Eukaryota, Metazoa, Mollusca, Bivalvia, Myida, Dreissenidae.
UAAAGAAUCGAACGAAUCCUAAACGUAUUUCGGAUUGCAUGUUUUGUCAUGCAUAACACCUUAAGAACAGACACUGGAAGUUGUAACUUUAUUGUUAUUAGCAUUGGAUUAAAGUUGCCAUUGAGAUAAGCGUGUCGUUUAUACUAAUUUGAUCGUUUUAUGACUCCUGUCAAAGCUUAAAUAAUGGCAUUAAUCUAUUCUACAGCACAGUUUUCAGCUGCAAUCGAUAUUUUAAUUAUCCAUAUCCAAACACAACGUGGUCUGGUGCCCAGCUUCUAUUGUAAACAAAUAGAAGUCUGGCAUGAGCGGAAUAAUGGCCGACGCGAUGAUAAUAAUGGAUCAUACUUAUAUAAAAGGGGAGAGAGUGUCUGGGUUUCAAGUGAUCGGGAGUAGGUCUGGCCCAGAUCACAUAUACAGUUCCUGUGCCCCCAAAGACUCAAGUACCCCUCCGAAACGAGGAAGCAAGAGGGCAGUGUCAACUCCCACAGGACAAACACCUACACAUGAACAUAAAAGGAUUGAACUGGAUGAAAAAACCAGACACAAUAAAUGGUCCCUUGAUGAGACAUCCUUUCUGAGAGAAUACAGUCAGACAUUACGAAAAGAUGGCGAGUCAGAAAACAGUUUCUGGAACAACUGCGCAAUUGCAAUGAACAACAUGUUUGGUGGAAAAAACAGAACAGGGAAGUCCUGCAAGAUGGCAGCCUGGCGGUUAAAUCUUUCUGGUACAUGUAACAGCACCAUGUGUACUUCUGUUAAUGAAGACUUUGUGGAUUUUACGCCGCUGUCAGAGACAAAAGGAAACAAUGUGGGAACCCAGACUGAUUUGUCUUUUAAUAAUAAGCAAAGGUCUAACAAACAAGACUGGGUUUUUUUGAACCACGGAAAAAUCUGCAGGGGACAACGAAUGUGUGUGCUGAAACAGUAAAUACGGCCGCACUAAGACGUUUAAGGACCUACUCUGAGCUAAAAGAGUUUGAGAUACAGGAGAUCAUACAAAAAAUAAGUUCCAGCUCUCCAAGAGAAGUAGCAGGGCAUAUAUUGUCUUCUCCAUUGAGAGGAAGUAUCAUUGUUGAACUUUUAAAUGAAAUUGAAUAUGCAGCAAAAGAAUGCUGCAAAAAUGACAGUGUUUUGGCCCAAAAGGAUUUCUGUGACCUGGCUGAAUUUAAAUGGCAUGAACUCAUUGAUGAAUUAUUAGAGCAACAGCCAUUGCUAGCUGAUGUUCUCUUGGCUGUGUCUCUACCAACUUCUAAGAUAGGGAAUACAAAAUCUGUUCAGAGCCUUAUACCGGUCAUAUCUACUGUGUUUGGAAUGUUGAUGAAAACACGAUACCAGGAGUUGUCGUUAGUUCAAAAGAUGAUCGCAAUGACUUUAGCUAAUGAACAAACAAGCCAAAAAAUGUGGCACUUUGGACGAGUGUGAGAACGACUGGUGACACAGCACAAGUUAUGAUCCAGACUGUCAGGACUACAAACCAAACGAGAAUACGAUGAAGGACAUCCACUGUUCCUACUGCUGCACCACGGACAACUGUAACAGGGAUAUCAAGACUGAUCAAAACACCCUCUACACGCAUCCCAAAAAAUAGACGAAAUAGACGGACAGGGUUUCACAUACAGAUAUCCGGAUGCGAUUGAAUGUAGAAACUGCAAUAAAGGGAAGAACAAAUAUGCCGUUGUUUACAGUAGUGAUAUUAAAAGCGUUAUAUCAAUAAGUAUUUAGCACACACAAAUAAUCUAUAUAAAAAAGAAUGUUAUAAGAAUGUUAUUCAUUUAAUGACAAUAAAGAUUCAAGUCCAGCUUUGUCAAUCUGUUGACCCGCAAAUCAUUCAACAGACCUUUUAUUAUAGUUUUUACUUAUAAUUCAAAUUUUUAAAAUUGUGAAUUGGGAGGUUAUUGUGUCAAACGUAAAAGUGACAGGGGUUGUAACAUAAAAUGCCUUCAUUUUUUCUUUUCCGCAUCAUAUCGAUGUGGUUACGAUUUUGAUAAUUGGUAUGAGGGUUAUUUGGGAGGAGAAGGCCUAUCGAUCUUGCAAUCAACAGAUCAAAGGUCAAGGUCACAAGGGUGUGUUAUAUCAAUGUGUUUACACACACUGUCUUGAGAUUUUUUAACUGAUGGUCAUAAUACACUAUAUGGUUAAUUGAGAGAAAAAAAAGACACCAAAGGAGUUUGAAGUCAACAUUUGUUUAUGCAUUAUAUCUGGAGAACGCUUCGAAGUAAUAUAAUGAAGAUAAGCCUGAUGUUUAUUUAGAUGCAUUAUAUGCCGCCUAAUGAUUUUUAGGUGACAGGUCAGGGUCAAAAAUGACUUCAAACAUGAAAUUUGUUUCGCAUGAUAUCGUAGCUUUUAACAAGAUCAUGAACAAUUAUAUGAUGGGUAAUUUGAAGAAAACCAAGACGCCAUUUCAGUUUGAGGUCAACAAAUCAAAGAUAGGGUCACACUGGCUUAUAAAUGACUUCGUAAUGUUUCAUUUUCACAUCCGAUAUCUAGUGAACUCAUGGAUAAUAAAAAUAGUUUGAUUAUGUAUAUGACUUAUAUUGUAGUGUAUUCUAUCUCUAUACUUUUUAUAUACUGCACUCAUAAAAUUGUAAUUCUUUCUCUUGGUUUUGAUAUUACAAAGCAAUAUCGCAUCGAAAACAUGCAGAUUUCAUAUUUGUAAGAUACAAAUGUUUAUUGUGAACUUAAAUGUCAAAAGCCUUCCCCAUCUAGCUCAGUUGAUAAAGCACUAGUAGUAAAUUAAUGUCCAGGGGACCGUUUCAAUAAAUAUCGUUGUACACAUUUACGAUACGAUACAUUUUUCAAGGAUUCAUAAUUGCUAAAGCCCAUAUCAUAUGAUUAAAAAUUUUCAGUACUUAAUUAAUUGCAUUGGCAUCUCAAGCGCCGUUCAUAUUUGACGAGCAUGGCGAGCUAGUUCGUCUACUUAUUAAGAUUACAACAUUGUCUCGUAAGUAAAAAUUGUCGUACGAUCUUUUAUGAAACGGCCCCCUGGAUGUUUAUUGUUCUGAUUAUUUUAAAGACUUAACCAAAUUAAGUCAUCGUGACAAUACGCCCUAGACUUUUGAAAAAGAUGAUAUAAUUAUUUGCCAGACACAAUCGCUUUAUUUGUGAUCUUACAAAUGGGCACAGGUUUCCAGUGUUCACCGUCGCUGGACUGUUUUUUCCUGGUCGGUCAGUUCACAUUAAGAAAUAUGUAUCCAUGUUUUCCAUAAAUUACAUAGAGGAUAUUUGUUGGAUUCGGUGGAUUAUCGAUUUUAAUUCACGAGUGAUCAUAGAAAAUAAAAUUUUCACGAGUGGCGCAGCCACGAGUGAAAAUAUAUAUUUUCUAUGAUCACGAAUCCAACGAAUCCAACUAAUUUUUUUUUUAUUUUAUGCUUUUUUCACAGUUUAUAUGC